Messenger RNA from Ostrea edulis (European flat oyster), 1631 nucleotides. RefSeq lists its product as uncharacterized. Gene Ontology annotation, biological process: immune response. The transcript has 4 exons. Gene Ontology annotation, cellular component: membrane. The record is from RefSeq and is a predicted model, not a curated record. The coding region runs from base 43 to 900 and encodes 285 amino acids. Gene Ontology annotation, molecular function: tumor necrosis factor receptor binding. Lineage: Eukaryota; Metazoa; Mollusca; Bivalvia; Ostreida; Ostreidae.
AAAUAUGUGUUUGUCGCAAGAUCAGAACAUAACGUCUUGAAAAUGCCAGAGAGAAUAAGAGAAGUAGAAAUGGUUGAAAGUGUUCGUCCUGGUGAUGAAAAGUCAGUCGGUGACAAUGAUCACAAUGAAAGAUUUUAUUAUCAGAAAGUGCCAGAGAUGAUAUCAACAUCAAACAUGUGGAUGAACAAAGACAUGACAAGUUACAAAACAAGGACGCACGCAUUGCUGGACUCCAAACUGAGCAAUGCUGACAGGAGCGUAACACGGCAAAAAUCGCGCCGCUGUUCUUUAUGGAAGUUGUGGUUGAAGUUCUCGUCCAUUCUGUAUUUGUUUUUGAUUACGCUGCUCGUCCUCUGGGCAUUGCAUCAACACAAAGUAUCUCAAGAAAAGGAUUCAGGAACAACAUCUUAUCAGGCCUCGGGAUAUGCAUCUGCUUUGACCAGUGACAACGAAAAAAGUGGUCAAAUUCAGAGCUCCAAAGCGUUAUUGCAAUACAAUGUCAAUCAGCCACUGAGAGAUCCAGAGCAAAUAGAAUGGAAGAAUUUUUCUGCUUCUUAUAUAAUCGGAAGUGAUAUCACAUACAAAAACAGAAGAUAUUACGUCAGUUCCCCUGGCUAUUACGAGGUGCAAUGUCGUCUGCAGUUUGACACUUACAGUGGUGAAGUUCCAAAUAACGAUGUUAAUAUUGUAUUCUCCAUCAUUAGAAGCACGGGACCCGAAAGUAACCAAAACUUGAUGUCUGAAAAGGCGACACUCAGACCCCGAGAAAGGCGGGGGAUCCAGUUAGGGCCCACAGUUUUCCGACUGGAGGUAGGGGACUCGGUGUAUGUUUCUGUGAUGCGGCACCAAUAUGUGUAUCCCACUAUAGACAAUUAUUUCGCCAUGAGGAAAAUUGAAUGACAUUAUUUAAAAAUAUACCUGUGUGAUUGUGUAAUGCAUGCAGUUGGCCAGUGUGACUGACUAAUGAUCGCUGGUGAUAUAUAUGAAGCAUAAAAGAUUGUUCCAGUUUCUGAGUUUAUGAAACUAAUUAUUUUGAUCGAAAGUCCUGCAUGCCAAUUACAUAUUCUGCAUAUCUGUGUCUUUUGAAUAGGCCCAGGUAUUGUUAGAGGUAUAUGUUAUCUACAUAGACUUGUCAAAUAGUAUUCACACUUUUACUUUCGUUUAAUUUAUUACUGUAACAGAUGUGGCCACGUGUGAGUAUUGAUCGUGUUAUGCUCAAAGCAAAACGAUUAAUUCGGAUUGUAAAUUUUCAUUCAUGAAAUCGUGAAACGGUCGAGUGACAGUACAUGGUAAUUUGACCCUGUAAUCAAUUCAUUCAUUCCAUUUGUUGUUCUGAGUUUACCUUUGUGGUAAAAAAAACCCCAAACAUAUCUGAUGCAUUAAUGUUGUAGUUUUCACGGCUCUUCGUAAAUGUUUUAAUGUAUUUCCCCGCCAGUUACAUUUUUUCAAAGAAUUUCACAACGGCAGCAGUGUGUGUUUAUUUAUAUGAUAUCUUAAAUAUUAAUGUUGUAUUAUACAUGUAUUGAUAUAGUAUGUAUUGAGUUAUGCUUUUAUAUAUAUACAUGUACAAAUAUAUAAUGGAAAUUAGGAAUAGCCAUAGUGUUCAAAUAAAACAUGUUUUUGCAAAUAUA